AUGGAGGGUAUGUGGUCUUUGCGCAGGAGGUGCGCUGCACUCCUGCUCUUCAUCGGGCCCCUGGGUUUUCUUGGUUGGACCGGCGUGAGAGCGGACCUACCCAUUCACGCCACUGUACAUGACAUCAAAGGAGACUGGACCUUCUACUUAACUCCCGCUGUUUCCGGAGAUGUUAGCAGCUGCGGAUCCCCAAGUCCUAAUACAAACACUGCGAAUCUCCGCGAUGAACUAAAGGACUACAAAUCCUUCUUGGCCACCCAAGGCGGAAUCAAGACGGAAGUGCGAGUCUCGCUGACCGACAUUCCAGUGUCUUUUGCGACGACCCGCAGCGCGGCCACACUCGAAAGCCCCCACCGAGCCAGCUGGAAGACUCUCGGAGUGUUUGAUGGCCAGGAUAAGCAACGGCUAGUGGGCAGUUGGACAACCGUGUACGACGAAGGUUUUGAGGUGGACAUUGGCGGCAGCACAAGGCUCAUGGGGUUUAUGAAAUAUAACCCGCAUAGCCACUGCUCGGUUGCCGACGGGGACUUGGAGAACUCACAAGGCGCCACGGCCUGCUAUGCAACGGACCCAUCGAGAACGCAAAUUGGUUGGUACAUCCAGCAGCAAGAAGGCGGUUCGCGCGUGUCGGGAUGCUUCUAUGCGGAGAAAAGCGGCGCUUCGAGCUCCACUCCGGCCGCGUUCGUCGCGAUCAGGGAGGCCUCAAGCGUCGAGCGCCCGUCUGGCCCCGCCGAUGGAAGCGAACUGAAAGACUCGACUUCGUAUAUCUCUCAGUCGUUCGUGGAUACGCACAACGCGUCUCCGGCCUCGAGCUGGCGCGCGGGUGUCAACUCCGUCUUCGCGAACGUGAACCGCCGAGACCUGUCCCGUUUUGUGAAGGAUUUUGGCUUCAAGAAAAUGAGAGUAGCAGGCGACAACGCAGGCGUGCUUUCGUUCAUGCAGUCGAGUACGGAAAUUUCCACUGCAGAGGGAGAUGCCGCCGCCUCUCAGGUUUACGCGUGCCCGUGCAAGAGAGGCGAGAAGUCCUUGGAUACGCGAAAGUUGAAUCAGCUUGAGGAUACUCUGGAGGUGCUGUCUCCAGUGAGCGCCCUGGAAGUUGGGCGCACGAACUUCUUGGCCCCAAUCAGGAGUCACGUUCACCAGGUGGCGAGUACCACAACGGGUCCAGAAGCUCAGAGCAAGCAAUUGGCGCCGGGAGCAACUGUGGCGAACACGCAGGAUCCUCUGACGCUCCCCAAAGAAUUCUCGUGGUCGGAUCCCUUCUCUAAUAAGGCGUUUGACGAGAAAGUCACCAACCAGGGAAGCUGUGGUAGCUGCUAUGCCGUCGCGGCGACGUACGCCCUGCAGAAACGUUUCGAGAUUGCAGCAUCUCGCAUGCUUGGGAAGGAAGUCAGACUCUUUGGAACUGUGAAGGACGAUGCGGUGACGGACAGCGAAGAGGUGUCGUUUCUGAACAUUGGAAACACAAGCGAACUCGGCGAACUAUCCUCACAAUCGGUCCUCUCCUGUUCCUUCUACAACCAAGGCUGCGACGGAGGCUUCCCCUAUCUUGUGGGGAAACACGCGCGAGACAUUGGCAUUCCUCAAGUCAGGUGUAUGGAAUACCAUGGCAAUCACUCGGAGAGCUGUCCGUUUCAAACAGCUACGGGCUCACCAGAGGCGGGCAGUGAGUCGAUGCUGCAGGCCGACGCGAAUUUGGGAGCAUGUGCUGAGCAUGCGAGAUGGUAUGCGAAGGACUACGGCUAUAUUGGCGGCUGCUACGAGUGCAACCAGUGCUCGGGUGAACAACAGAUUAUGUUGGAGAUCUACAAGAACGGCCCUGUACCAGUUGCGUUCGACGCCCCUCCUUCUCUUUUUUCAUACAGCUCAGGGAUCUACGACGCGAACUCCAGUCACGCUCGCGUGUGCGACAACGAUUCACCCCAUUGCAGUGGCGUUCUCACCGGGUGGGAGUACACAAACCAUGCAGUUACGCUGGUAGGAUGGGGAGAGACGAACGCUGAGAAUGAAAAACCUCGCAAGUAUUGGAUCGUUCGGAACACUUGGGGUCCCAACUGGGGUGUCCAAGGAUACCUGAAGAUUGCGCGUGGCAAGAACCUGGGUGGCAUCGAAAGCCAAGCGACUUUCAUAGAUCCGGAUUUCACGAGAGGCCAAGGCUUGAGGGUGGCCAAAGCCAUUGAUGCUAUGAAGCGCGGCAGUUCACUGCCGUGA
Messenger RNA from Neospora caninum, 2211 nucleotides. RefSeq lists its product as hypothetical. The coding region runs from base 1 to 2211 and encodes 736 amino acids. Lineage: Eukaryota; Apicomplexa; Conoidasida; Eucoccidiorida; Sarcocystidae. The transcript is spliced from 9 exons. Gene Ontology annotation, molecular function: cysteine-type endopeptidase activity. The record is from RefSeq and is a predicted model, not a curated record. Gene Ontology annotation, cellular component: lysosome.